GAUCUCUUUCAUGGUUUAAAAAUUAUGACUUCUACUCAACCUGAACAUUCUACUCCAACUUCUCCUGUACCAUCUCAAAUUCAACCUGACCUUCCAAUAUUUAAUAAUAUUGACGAUUUCGAACUUCAACAACCUAUUGGUUAUGGUUCUUCUGCUAUUGUAUAUAGUGCUAUUUACAAACCUAUUAAUAAAAGAGUCGCUGUCAAAAUGAUUGAUUUAGAUAUGUUUGAAAGAAAUCAAAUUGAUGAACUUCGGAGAGAAACUGCUUUGAUGGCUUUAUCAAAACAUCCUAAUGUUUUACGCGUUUACGGUUCUUUUGUUCAUGGAUCAAAACUAUAUAUUGUUACCCCUUAUUCUGCUGGAGGUUCAUGUUUAGAUAUUAUGAAAACUGGAUUUCCAAAUGGUUUUGAUGAACUUAGUAUUGCUACUAUAUUGAAACAAGCUUUAGAAGGUAUUGCUUACUUCCAUAAGAAUGGUCAUAUUCAUCGCGAUGUUAAGGCUGGGAAUCUUUUGAUGGAUGAUGAUGGUACUGUCUUACUUGCUGAUUUUGGUGUUUCUAGUUCAUUGAUGGAAACUGGUGAACGUGGGAAACGUAAAACAUUUGUGGGAACACCUUGUUGGAUGGCCCCUGAAGUUAUGGAACAAGCUGGAUACGAUUAUAAGGCUGAUAUUUGGAGUUUCGGUAUUACCUCUAUUGAACUUGCCACAGGUCAUGCUCCUUUUGCUAAACUUCCUCCUCUCAAGGUAUUAAUGAUGACUCUUUCUAAUAUGAUUGACUCUUGCUUAAUCAAGGAUCCAGAAAAAAGACCAACAGCUGAGAAACUUUUACAACAUCCAUUUUUUAAGCAAAGCAAACGUAAAGACUAUCUAGUGAAAUCUAUUUUACAAGACCUGACACCUUUGGAUCAACGCCCUCGAAAAAAGAUUUCUCAACGACAGAUGACCAUCACAAAAACAGACGAAUGGGAUUUUGACAACGACGAUGUCAAUGAUGACCUUCCUGAUACUCAUUCUAUGAUACCAACUUCUGAUGAAACCAACGAUCCACAUCAUCAACAACAGCAACAACAACAACAACAACAACAACAACAACAACAACAACAACAGCAAAGUACGAAACGACACAUUUCAUUUGGUGAUGUCGUUGUAAGGAAUCCACCUCAACCAUCAGCUAUAUCCUCUUCAGCUGCAGCCAUUGCAACUACAACUAUGACUACAAUGACUUCAGUAAAUGCUGCAUCUUCUAAACAACCUAAGAAAUCUCGCUUUGUUAUCGAAGAGACAUCUUACAGUGAUCAUCCUGGUUCAAUGCUUACAAAUACUUCUAUUCGAUCUCUCAGUCCCUCUGCUAUACCUGAUGCUGCUGAUACUAAAGAUGAUCAGAGUGAUGGUGAAAUUACCAAAGUUGGACGUUUCCACAUCAAUCAAACCACAUCAAGGCAAGCAAGUUUUAGUGAUACUGCUAAUAGUAUGACGGAUUCUUUGAAUGAUGAAAGGAAUAAUCAAGACAAUCCAAGUGAUCGUAAAUCAAGAUUUGAAGUACUUAGUCAUUCCCCUCAAUCAUCUACUAGUAUUAUGCUUUAUCAAGGAGUACCACUUUCUCGCGAAAAUUCAAAUUAUGGAUCUCAUGUACCACCACCAUCGACUCUCUCUAGGGAAGGAUCUGCGCGAACAAGAUCACCUUUAGCUGAAAGAGAAUUGGAUAAUCAAUCAACAGGAGAAUCAAGAAAAAUUGGACGAUUUGAACUCACCACAGCUGGAAGUGUCACUGACCCAGGUCGAUUUGCACCUCUGGAUAAGAACGAAGAGGAAUAGGACAUCAUGCAUAUGAUUCAUCUCAUUCCAUGUCAGCCUCUUCAUCUACAACUUCACCAUCGUCGUCAUUAUUGCGAGGUCAAGGUCUUCGUACUCAUGGUAGCACUACUUCCGAUUCAUCUACAACACUAUUGGCUCAAUUCGAAGAAC
Molecule: messenger RNA, 1965 nt
Organism: Halteromyces radiatus
Lineage: Eukaryota; Fungi; Mucoromycota; Mucoromycetes; Mucorales; Cunninghamellaceae
Product: kinase-like domain-containing protein
Exons: 10
Coding region: 25-1815 (596 amino acids)
Biological process (GO): protein phosphorylation
Molecular function (GO): protein serine/threonine kinase activator activity; ATP binding; protein kinase activity
Source: RefSeq, a predicted model, not a curated record